Messenger RNA from Perca fluviatilis (European perch), 2422 nucleotides. It is a transcript of the gene mctp1b, whose product is annotated as multiple C2 domains, transmembrane 1b. Gene Ontology annotation, biological process: regulation of neurotransmitter secretion. The coding region runs from base 248 to 2422 and encodes 724 amino acids. Gene Ontology annotation, cellular component: synaptic vesicle membrane. The record is from RefSeq and is a predicted model, not a curated record. Gene Ontology annotation, molecular function: calcium ion binding. NCBI's taxonomy places the organism in Eukaryota, Metazoa, Chordata, Actinopteri, Perciformes, Percidae. The transcript has 16 exons.
GGGUUCCCAAACAGGUAACGUUAGGGCGGGCCCUGCUGCUGUCUCCCCCCCGCCUCGUGUUGUUAAAUAUCUCGACGAAAAAGGGGCUGGACAACCCCCCCGACUACCAGCGGGGAAGCCACGACAUGUGUCCAGUGUUUAUGUGUUUUUUCUCGGUGUAAUGUAGCCGAGUAGGGACAGGGUUAAGCGGUAAAUCCAUCGGUGUGUGUGACCGUUGGUUUGGGCUCCGAGCAGAGCAGACUCGGGAAUGGAGCAGAGCGAAGGGGACGAGAAUGAGAGCGGCUCCUCGUCCCAACAAAAUACGAUGUGGAAACAGUUUCAAGCCAAAGCCAAGCCGCUGCUGAGCCCCAAGCUGGGCUCCAGAGACCCCGAGGAGAAGAAGGAGAAGGGCGUGUGGAUGUUCAAGAAGAUGAAAUGGAAGGAAAACGUCGCGCUGGACCGGGUGAUCUCCUCCUCGCAGCCCGACCUGCUCUUCUCCUCUCAGGUGGAUGUGGAGACGAAGGACUCGAAGGAGGCGCAACUCUGCGGCAAAGCGGCCGGGAGCGGGCUCGGCAGGGAGAAGCUGCCGUCGCACAAGUCCGCCAGCCCGAAGAAGCCCACGGUGGCUCAACUGGUGCAGUCCCACCACAAGAGCUCUUCUCUCGGGUCAGCGUGCCUGGAGAGGCUGGCCGAACCCCCGUGCGGCGGCCGCGGCGAAGGAGGCGGCGGCGGCAGCGAAGGAGGCGAAGCGGCAGUUGCCGCAGCAACAGAAACACCGCUGGAGAGCAGCGAUGAACAGCCGGGUACGGCUGCUCCAUGCUCCUCGGGGGUCACGUCCGAGCGAGCCGUCCCCAGCUCAGGGAUGUACAAGCUGGACAUUGAGCUGAAGAGAGGACACAAUCUGGCCGUCAGAGACAGAGGAGGCAGCAGUGAUCCGUAUGUCAAGUUCAAGCUCGCUGGAAAAGAGGUGUUCAGAAGCAAAACCAUCCACAAAAACCUCAACCCAGUGUGGGACGAGAAAACAACUCUAAUAAUGGACUGUCUGAGUGACCCGCUGUAUGUAAAGGUGUUUGACUACGACUUUGGCCUUCAAGACGACUUCAUGGGUUCUGCUUACCUCUACCUUGAGUCUCUCGAGCAGCAGAGGACGAUACCUGUAACUCUGGUGCUGACGGACUCGCAGCACCCGGAUCAGGACCUGGGCACCCUGGAGCUGGCCGUCACCCUGACACCUAAAGACAGUCCCAUAGAGGAGCGAAGAGACUCAACCCAGAGACAGGUUAUGAAGUAUCGGUGGAAGCCGUAUGUGAAUAAAACCAUGCUGCUCAGGAGGUCCUGGAAACGAUCCACAAAGCAGCAGCAGUCAAUGCGUCUCUCUGAGCUGCAUCGGAAAUCGCAGCUGUGGCGAGGGAUCGUCAGCAUCGCGCUGAUCGAAGGCCGGAACCUGAUCCCCAUGGACCCCAACGGUCUGAGUGACCCGUACGUCAAGUUCAGACUGGGACCCCAGAAAUACAAGAGCAAGACGGUGCCAAAGACCCUGAGUCCCCAGUGGAGGGAGCAGUUUGACCUCCACCUGUACGAAGAGAGCGGAGGAGUUUUGGAGAUCACGGUGUGGGACAAAGACACGGGGAGGAGAGACGACUUCAUCGGACGCUGCCAGUUGGACCUCUCCACUCUGUCCAAGGAGCAAACUCAUCACCUGGAGCUGGCCCUCGAGGAGUCCCGGGGCUACGUGGUGCUGCUGGUCACGCUGACCGCCUCGGCGCACGUCUCCAUCGCCGACCUGUCCGUCACACCGCUGGACGACCCGCUAGAGCGCCGGGAGAUACUCAAGCGAUACGGUGUGAUGAAGUCGUUCUCUAACUGGAGAGACGUGGGCAUCGUGCAGGUGAAGGUGAUGAGAGCCGAAGGACUCAUGGCUGCCGACGUUACCGGAAAGAGCGAUCCCUUCUGUGUGUUGGAGCUGAAUAACGACCGGCUGCAGACUCAUACGGUUUACAAGAACCUGAAUCCCGAGUGGAACAAAGUCUUCACCUUCAACGUUAAAGACAUUCACUCGGUGCUGGAGGUGACGGUGUUUGACGAGGACAGAGACCGGAGCGCUGACUUCCUGGGGAAAGUGGCCAUCCCGUUGUUACAUAUCCGUAACGGUGAGCAGAAGAGCUACGUGUUGAAAAAUAAGGAGCUGACAGGACCGACUAAAGGAGUCAUCUACCUGGAGAUAGAUGUCAUCUACAACACUUUUAAAGCUGCUUUAAAGACUGUUGUCCCUGCAGAGCAGAAAUACAUCGAGGAAGAACCAAAAGUGUCCAAGCAGUUGCUCCAGCAGAACUUUAACCGUGUGAAGAGGUGCAUCAUGGUCCUGAUCAGCUACGGGACGUUUAUCAACAGCUGCUUCGAGUGGGAGUCUGCGCAGAGAAGCAUCGUCUCCUUUGUGGUAUGA